CCCCAAUUCCCAUCUUUAGUGAUCUGUGAACGACAAUUCCCAAUCUCUUACAACCCGCCCCCUGAAAAAACACGCAAAGAAAAAAUCCUCGCGUCGCUCUCACGGAGCCAACCGCAAAACACGCGAGAAAAAAAAAAUUCAAAAUUCUCUCUUUAGUCCACACUCCAUACUCCGCACUCUACACUUAUUCUCCUUUGUUCUUUUACAGGAUCCAUCAAUAUGGAGAUAGGUACAACAGGGUGUUGUAUUGGAAGACAAGUACAGUGGCGUUCAUUGAGUUUGCGAAUGUUAGAUUGGAAAAAUCGACAUAAACUUUAUUACAAUGCUAUUGGCUGCAAUAUAAAGAUGAGCUACCCAAGGUCAUCUUAUUCUCACCUACGAUUUGCAGCAAAGCAGUGGAUGAGCCAUGAGUUAUGGAGAACAUAUACCAUCCCAGUUAGUUUCAAAACUUCUUCAUCAAUAAAAUCAGAAGAUGAAGAGAAUGAAUUUGUUGAUUCACCAGAGGACCCACUUGCUCAACCAUUGAGCAGUGAUGAGUUGAAGUCACUGCUAGCUGAUUCAGAAAGGCAAAAGCUCAUUAGAAAACUAAGUGAAGCCAACCAACAUAAUAGAUUCCUGAAACGACAGCUGCAUGUAAAGGAAGAUGCUUUGGUUAACUGGAAAAGUGAACUUGCUGUAAUGGAACUUGAAAUUCAGGCUUUAGUUACAUUGGCAGACGAAAUAGCUAAAUCUGUCAUUCCAGAAGGUUCAAGAAAGAUAAAUGGAAAAUACAUUCAAUCUCACCUCCUUUCACGUUUAGAAGGUGUGCAUGAAAAAUUAAAGGAGCAAAUAAAGGACGUUGAUGCUGCACAGUCCAGGGAGGUUCACUUGUUCUGGUGUGGCAUGGCAGAGGAUGUACAAGUAAUGGGCAGCUUUGACGGUUGGAGUCAAGGAGAGCACUUAUCACCAGAGUAUGAUGGUUCCUUUACUAAGUUCACAGCAACAUUAAUGCUUAGACCGGGAAGGUACGAGAUAAAAUUCUUGGUGGAUGGAGAAUGGCAACUGUCACCUGAAUAUCCUGCCGUCGGUGAGGGACUAACCAAAAAUAACUUGUUAAUUGUUGAGUGAUCCAGUUAAGAUGUUAAACAAUUUAGACUUGCAUCUUAGUAUGAACUGCUUUCUCUUGAUGCAUUUUUUAUUAGCUUAGCUUAUUAAAUAGUUUAAUUUAAUUGAAAUUUGCAGCUGAGUUUCAUUCUCCAUACUAUAACUGGAAAUGUAUAUGUUUUUGGUAUAGAUGAAUAAAGGUUAACUAAUUAUUUAGUCUCUGA
Molecule: messenger RNA, 1307 nt
Organism: Jatropha curcas
Lineage: Eukaryota; Viridiplantae; Streptophyta; Magnoliopsida; Malpighiales; Euphorbiaceae
Product: PROTEIN TARGETING TO STARCH (PTST)
Source: RefSeq, a predicted model, not a curated record